Molecule: messenger RNA, 2135 nt
Organism: Danaus plexippus (monarch butterfly)
Lineage: Eukaryota; Metazoa; Arthropoda; Insecta; Lepidoptera; Nymphalidae
Product: piggyBac transposable element-derived protein 2-like
Exons: 2
Coding region: 151-1854 (567 amino acids)
Source: RefSeq, a predicted model, not a curated record
UAGACUGUACAUACAUUUCAAAAAAAAUUUACUGGUUAAAUAAUAAUACUUUUUUGUUUUGUUUUUAUUAAAAAUAUUACUAAAUAAUUUAGAAUUAGUAGAAAAAUAUUUUCGUUGUUGCAACACUGAACAACACAUGUCAAAUUCAAAAUGGCUUCGAAACAACAAAGUGUUGGCGGGACCCGGAACUUACAACUAACUCGCGCCCAUAAGAUCUUGGCUUUGGUACCCGCUCAAAACGCAUGCUCUGACGAUAGUUCCACAUCUGAUGAGGAAGCAAAUGCUUAUAUACCGCCUUCACCAGAUACCUCUGAUCCACCUUCAAUAGCAUCAUCACUAAAUUAUCAAUGGUUAAAAGCAGUAUUUCGUCACAAUGUAUCUCUUGAAGAAAACUUAUACAAUCUCCAUCAAACACAAAUAGAGACAGUACUGGAUUAUUUUUAUUUCUUUUUUUCUCCUGACUUAAUUACUGACAUUGUUUAUAAUACAAAUUUAUAUGCAGUUGAACAACUAGGUCGAUCUAUUCAGCUGACAGAAGAUGAGAUUAAAAGCUUCCUGGCCAUUCAAAUCAUGAUGGGUAUAGUACAGAUGCCAGCUUAUACUGACUAUUGGGCAAGAAAAACAAGAUACCCUCUCAUUGCUGAUCUUAUGCCUCUCAAAAAGUAUCAACAAAUACGUCGAUAUAUUCAUUUUGUUGAUAAUACUUUGCAAGAUUCAGACCGUUAUUUCAAGAUUCGCCCCCUAAUGGAGAAAAUACGCAAAAAUUUUCUGAAAAUUGAAGAAGGAAAAUAUUCCAUUGACGAGAUGAUGAUACCUUAUAAAGGUCGUAAAGCAGGUAAACGAAAGCAGUACAUAAAAAUGAAACCUAAGAAAUGGGGGUUUAAGAAUUUUGUCCGUGCGGGUGUUUCGGGUAUCAUCUACGAUUUUAUUCUGUAUGGUGGCGACGAUACCUUUCGUGGACUGACUUUUUCAGAGAAAGAAGCUACAAUUGGUUUAGGAGGUAUGGUAGUGCUUGCAUUGUGUCAAACUAUAAAGAAAAAGCCGGCCAUUGUGUAUGCUGAUAACUUUUUUAUGUCGCCUGAACUAACAUAUAUUCUGCGGGAAGAAUACGGGAUCCUUAGUCUAGGAACAAUAAGGACUAAUCGUCUCAGAGGCUGUCAAGAGUUAUUGCCAACUGACAAACAAUUAAAAAAGAAGAAACGCGGUUCUAGCGCCCAGGUGGUUUGCAAUAAGAAUAAGUUGGCAGUCGUAAAGUGGAACGACAAUAAAGUGGUUACACUUAUUAGCACCUACAUAGACUCGUACCCCUUAGAAACAAUCAAACGAUACGAUAAGGAUGAGAAAAAGAAAGUAGAUGUAGAAUGUCCUCAAGUGGUCAAACAUUACAACAAACAUAUGGGAGGGGUCGAUUUAGCAGAUAUGUUGAUAUCGUUAUAUAGAACUCCCUUCAAAAGUCACCGUUGGUACUUGGGAAUAUUUUCACAACUUGUUGAUAUGUGUAUAAAUAACGCUUGGCUCCUACAUAGAAGAGAUGGGAAGAAGACUUCAUUGAAAGAUUUCAGAUUUGAAUUGUUUGAUGGGUUGUCUAAGUCUAAUAGAAUAGGAACAAACCAAAACGUUACAGACGAUAUAGGCGAGAAUCUGAAAAUCCAUAAACCAGUCUCAGUCCGACCAACUGAUAGCGUCAGAUUUGAUAACACAGGUGAUCUUCCAGAAGCAGGUAAUGAAACAAUGCGUUGCAAAUAUUGUAAGAGUGGAAGAACAUCUGUCUACUGUAUAAAAUGUAACGUACAUUUGUGUUUUGUUGUGGGAAAAAUAAAACGUAAUUGCUUUCGUAAUUUUCACCUAAAAUAAUAAAGAAUAAUUUAAAUAUUUCCUCCUUUUUUUGAAAUAAAUUUAUAAUAACCUGAAUAAUGUAAUUCAUUAUGUCCUUGGUAGUGUACACCAAAAUGUACAAACAAUUUAUUUAUAAUAUUUCUGUAAAAUUGGCAGUGUACAUUGUGAUGUACUUAAGUUUUCUCGAAACCUAGGAUACCUAGAUUUUUAUUUUUAUUUUUCUCAAGUUGUCCAUUCAUAAAUUAAACAAAAUUUAUCAAUAAUUUCCUUUUUUUUCAUAUUUUUAGUUCUUGCCAAGU